UGUUUUGCCCACCAACUUCAAUUGGUAUGUGUGGCCGUGUGCAAGACAAAUCAAUAUGUUUGUGAUUUUUUCAGUUAUCUUAUCUCGAUUGUCACAACAUGUGGUUCUUCUUGCAAAAGGGCUGAUAUGAUUCGACAAAUUGAGCACGAUAGACUAGUUGAAAUGAUAGAGAAUGGGGAAAUCGGUACUGGUAGAGGCCAAAAUCAAGAAACUUCUUUGAAGAGACCAGGUGAUACUCGAUGGGGAUCUCAUUAUGUCACCGUGAUUCGUCUUGCAAAUAUGUGGCAGUCAGUAACCGAAGUACUUGAAAACGUACUUGUUGAUGGAGAAGAAUAUGAAACAAGGGGCAAAGCUGUAGGUCUCGUACAGAAAAUGGAGACUUUUGAAUUUGUAUUCAUCCUUAUGUUGAUGAAACAUUUGUUGGGGGUUAUUCAACCAUUGUCUUGUGCCUUGCAACAAAGAGAUCAAGAUAUUUUAAAUGCGAUUUUCUUGAUAGAGAAUGUGAAAGAAAGCUUGAGAUCAUUUCGAGAAUUUGGAUGGGAUACUUUCUUGCAAGAAGUGAAUGAUUUUUGUGGGGCAAAUGACAUUUCAAUAACAAACAUGGAUGAUGAUGCUCCAAAGCGGAUUAGUAAGAGGAAUGGUUCAAACAUCAAGAACUACCAUCAUUAUCGCGUUGAAAUAUUUUGUCAGGUCGUCGACUUACUUACACAAGAGAUGGAAAAUCGUUUCUCUGAGGCAUCCACAGACUUGCUAAGUUGUAUGGCAUGCCUCGAUCCAAAAAAUGAUUUCGCUGCUUUUAAUGUUCAUAAGCUUGUUCAUCUUGCUACUCUUUACCCAAAGGACUUCACAUCGACUCAACAUACUGAAUUGUUUAAACAACUUGAAACUUUUGUUGAUGUUGUGAGAAGAGAUGCACGAUUGAAUGGUAUUGAAGAUUUGGCUAGCCUAUCUCAGAAGAUUGUUGAAACCAAGAAAGAUAAAGUUUUUCCGUUGGUUUAUCGUCUGAUUGAGUUGGUAUUGAUCUUACCUGUAGCGACUGCAUCUGUUGAAAGAGUAUUUUCAGCAAUGAAAUUUGUCAAGACUGACUUGCGGAAUAGGAUGGGAGAUGAGUGGUUGAAUGACAGUUUGGUAGUAUACAAUGAAAGAUCCAUCUUUGCUAGUGUUUCUAAUGAAAGAAUCUUGAAACGUUUUCAAGAUAUGGAUACCCGUAGAAAUCAGUUGUCUCGGUUAACAGAUGCUAGAGCUACUUGAAUUGUAAUAGACUUUCAUUUUGCUAAAAAAACAUAUUGAA
Molecule: messenger RNA, 1291 nt
Organism: Salvia splendens (bonfire salvia)
Lineage: Eukaryota; Viridiplantae; Streptophyta; Magnoliopsida; Lamiales; Lamiaceae
Exons: 2
Coding region: 127-1251 (374 amino acids)
Molecular function (GO): protein dimerization activity
Source: RefSeq, a predicted model, not a curated record